Messenger RNA from Glycine soja, 1188 nucleotides. RefSeq names its product heterodimeric geranylgeranyl pyrophosphate synthase small subunit, chloroplastic-like. Gene Ontology annotation, molecular function: prenyltransferase activity. NCBI's taxonomy places the organism in Eukaryota, Viridiplantae, Streptophyta, Magnoliopsida, Fabales, Fabaceae. The coding region runs from base 164 to 1015 and encodes 283 amino acids. The transcript has a single exon. The record is from RefSeq and is a predicted model, not a curated record.
UCUUAUGCCCAUUAAUGCAGUGAGAGUCACCUCUCAAAUUGAAUUCCUAGCUAGUACUUAACAUAAUGCAGUGAGAUUCACACUCCCAACGCUUCCUCUUUCUCCCUUAAAUAUCUUCAUUCAUCUCAACACCACCACCACUUCCCCACUUUUGUUACUCAGUAUGCUUGGAGCCCUUCUCCUCAACGCCAACUUCAAGAUUCAUUUCUCACUCAUAUCAUGCCAAGCCCGUGUCCCCUUACCCGUCAAGCCCGCACCGCUCAGAAUGCCCUCUCCCCACUACCCCCACUGGGCCUCCUUGCAGGCCGACAUUGAAGCCCACCUCAAACAAACCAUUCCCCUCAAAGAACCCCUCGAGGUCUUCGAGCCCAUGCUCCACCUCGCCUUCUCCGCCCCCCGGACCACCGUCCCGGCCCUAUGCCUCGCCGCCUGCGAGCUUGUCGGCGGUCACCGCCAACAAGCCAUGGCCGCGGCAUCGGCCUUGUUACUCAACCUCGCCAAUGCACACGCCCAUGAACACCUAACCGACGGGCCCAUGUACGGCCCCAACAUAGAACUCCUCACCGGGGACGGGAUUGUUCCGUUCGGGUUUGAGUUGCUGGCGAGGCCCGACGGGCCAGCAAGUGCGAGCCCGGAGCGAGUCCUACGUGUGAUGAUUGAGAUAUCACGUGCGGUGGGUUCGGUGGGGUUGCAAGACGCGCAGUACGUGAAGAAAACGUUGUGGGACGGUGGUGAGGAGGUGCAAAACGUGGAAAGCAUGCAGCGCUUUGUAUUGGAGAAAAGGGACGGUGGGUUGCAUGCAUGUGGGGCUGCGUCUGGUGCCAUCUUGGGAGGUGGGAGUGAGGACCAAAUUGAAAGGUUGAGAAAUUUUGGAUUUCAUGUGGGGAUGAUGAGGGGAAUGCUACAAAUGGGGUUCAUGGAAAAACAUGUGCAAGAGGAGAGACAUCUUGCACUCAAGGAACUGCAAUUUUUCAUGGACAGAGAUGUUCAUGUUAUUUCUAGUUUUAUUUAUUAAUUUCUAGCCACUUUUAAGUUUUCUAUAUAUCUGGAAUCUCAAGUGGGUUGUUGUCCAUCUUCAUAUGUACGGAACAUGAUCAACUGUGCGGUUCAUAGACAAUAAUUGCACGAUCAUGUGUUUCAAAUUAAAUCUGAUGGUAUAUAUAGCAGAAGUUUUUAACUUAUAUUUUA